Molecule: messenger RNA, 759 nt
Organism: Leptinotarsa decemlineata (Colorado potato beetle)
Lineage: Eukaryota; Metazoa; Arthropoda; Insecta; Coleoptera; Chrysomelidae
Gene: Gnbp2
Product: Gram-negative bacteria binding protein 2
Biological process (GO): carbohydrate metabolic process
Molecular function (GO): hydrolase activity, hydrolyzing O-glycosyl compounds; carbohydrate binding
Source: RefSeq, a predicted model, not a curated record
CAAGUUGUGAUUCCCACUGAUCCGAGAGAUCAUAUUCACAAUAAUUUCAUGAAGUCACAUUUAAUAUUCAAUCGUGGUUUCCAAUAUCGAUGAUAAAUAUGUUUUCCUUCACUUGGCUGUGUGUUUUAGUGUCGUUAGUGAAUAUUUCCUAUGGACAAUAUGAAAUUCCACCAGUUACACUGGAAGCCUACAGACCCAGGGGAUUCAGAGCUUCUAUCAAAGCUGAUAACCUAACUGAAUUAUUUGCUUUCCAUGGUAAGCUGAACGAAAAAAUAAACCAAAUAGAGCCUGGAGAAUUCGGUGAAGAUGUUAGGUCACCAGUGGAUGGCUAUUUCACUUAUUACAACCCAAACAUGGAACUGAAAAUCAACGAUGAAGUCCAUUACUGGGUCUUUGUGCAACACAAAAAGCUUGGGUAUAGAAGAGAUGCGCAAGUUUGGAAAGUAACUGAAUUGAGAAAUUCUCCAGGAACAGAAUGCGAACCGAGUGUGACAGUAAUUAGUGAUCGAACAAAGGUCUGUAGAAAUAUGACGAUAUUUGAGGACCAGUUUGGUGGAUCCUCGAUAGAUAUUAGCAAAUGGAUAAUUGAACAGUAUGUUCCUGGACCACCGGAUUACGAGUUUGUUGUUUACAGACCUUAUGAAAAUGUCACAUUGGUGAAUGAUGGCAACUUGGUAGUCAUUCCGCAUCUUGCUAGUGACAAAGAUAUAGAAGCAGACCCACUAGAUCUAACGGAUGGGUAGGUACUUGAGUAGUAUU